GCUCCUCCUAUGUGCCGGGGCAAGGAAGGCUUCUUUGGCGCCCUCCUUUCGGAUGCCCCGCCCCAGGUCACUAGGCCGGCCGCCUUGCAGCACCAGGGGUCCCGCGGCUGCAUCCAGGCAGGGCCUAGGGGCGGGGAGCGCGAAUUGCGCGCUAUGAUGAAAUCCCUUCGCCGAGCGGGUAUAGGGUACGCGGCGGCUCAUUGCAAUAUUCAGCAGCGGCAGCUGUGGCAGGGCGAAGGCGCCGGCGCCUCCUCCGCUCUCUUCGCCUCCUCCGCUCUCUUCGCCUCCUCCUCCCUACCGAGCUGCUCCAUGGCAGAGCUGCCCUGACUGCCCCGCUGCACCGCGCCGCCCGCAACCCUGUCUCGCCCGCUCCAGCCCGGAAUGAUCUGAACCCCCCCGCGGAGACGCACCCGAGUCCAGCGCUAUCGCCAAUCGCAGAGCUCAGUGCCGGGAUGGAUGCGCUUAUGAAGGGCUUGUCCAAGGCAAAGGAAGGGGUAGUGGCUGCAGCGGAGAAGACCAAGGAAGGGGUAGCGGUGGCAGCAGAGAAGACCAAGGAAGGCGUGCUUUAUGUCGGCAGCAAAACUCGGGAAGGUGUUGCAGGUGUGGCAUCAGUUGCUGAGAAGACGAAGGAGCAGGCAUCCCAGCUGGGUGGAGCUGUCUUCUCGGGGGCUGGCAAUAUUGCAGCUGCCACAGGCCUAGUCAAGAAGGAAGAAUUCCCCACUGACCUGAAGCCCGAGGAGGUUGGUCAGGAAGCAGUGGAGGAGCCACUGAUAGAGCCGCUGUUGGAACCUGAGGGAGAGAACUAUGAAGAGCCCCCGCAGGAAGGCCUUGAUGCAGAUGGUAACGGAGAGGAGCCCCUACACCCGCAUCCUGUCAGGAGUUCUUCCUCGAGUUCUGCUCCAAGGGACCUCAUCGGAAUCUGUGUUUUGUGUAUUGUGGUCUUUAGCGUUAAAAGAGAAGAAUUCUGAAGACAAACCCUGGCUGCAGCGGUUUGUGUGUGCGCGCGUGUGCAUUUGUAAGCCCAGCCUUACUGCCCUGUCUCCCUCCCAGCACAGUAAGGCCAGGUUUCCUUGUGUCUGUAAGAAGCAUGUUGUAUCUUCUCCAUUUUUAAGCAAAGCAUUCCAUCACUUCGCUGAGACCCUGCUGUACAUUUGCCUGCACGUGAAUCAUGCCAACUCCAUCACCAGUGGUAGAACUUUUUUUUAUAUCUUAAAAUAGAUUGUUUACGCCUUUGUGAUCUCUCCCUUUCCUGACCUUUCUUCGCCCCGGCCUUGUAACAGACUCCCUGAUUUUGACAGUUCAGAAGUUGUGUCUGUGUUUCCCAAACAAAUGGAGCACCCUCCCUUUCCUGCCCCCAGCGCUCUGUGUUGUGACUGUGGCAUGGAUAUAUACCUCCCACUGUCGCUGUGUGUGCAAUCCUGGGGCAGCUGCCAGUGACACAGCUGCCCCUGUGUCCAUGAAUAAAGCCAGCUCUUGUCUGUACCUGCUUGACUGCUUCCACAUUGUUCACAAGUCAAGAAGAAAGCAGUUGCCUUGCUUUGUUCUGUGAAUAGGGUGGCUUUUAUGGGCCCAGUGUCCUGUAGCUACUGAUUUUUCAGAAGCCUAGACAGCACAGGAAAUAUUUCCUAGGAGCAGGAAAUAGUAUUGCUUCUAGCGAGGGAAAAAAUAAAAACAAAUACACCAGUGGAGGUUCCUCAGCCAGAUAACCAGACUCAAAGGGCAACCAGGUUCCUUUUCAGUAGUUAAAAAGAAACAGGCAUUUCAGCAGACGGACCCUUUAGUCACCCUUUUCUAACAAGCUAGGGAUUUAGAAAGAGAUCUGGUGUUGUAAAGCCUUUAUACAAAUCUACUAUGUGGGUGCAGUUGGAAAACUAUACAGUUCUGGUCACCACAUUUCAAAAAGGACAUUGUGGAGUGAGGAAAUAGGUAGA
This is a messenger RNA of Rhineura floridana, 1931 nucleotides long. It is a transcript of the gene SNCB, whose product is annotated as synuclein beta. The record is from RefSeq and is a predicted model, not a curated record. The transcript is spliced from 6 exons. Lineage: Eukaryota; Metazoa; Chordata; Lepidosauria; Squamata; Rhineuridae. Gene Ontology annotation, molecular function: cuprous ion binding. Bases 453 to 968 code for a protein of 171 amino acids. Gene Ontology annotation, biological process: synapse organization; synaptic vesicle endocytosis; chemical synaptic transmission. Gene Ontology annotation, cellular component: axon terminus; neuronal cell body; cytoplasm.